This is a messenger RNA of Miscanthus lutarioriparius, 282 nucleotides long. The record is from the annotation of a GenBank genome assembly. Lineage: Eukaryota; Viridiplantae; Streptophyta; Magnoliopsida; Poales; Poaceae.
AUGGCCAAGCAGAGGAGGUUUCUCGCUCUCCUCCUGGUCACGGCCCUCCUCGCGCUCUCCUUUUCGCAAGGUAAGCGCAGGGCUGGUGGUGGAAGCGCGGAAGGUGCAGGUGCUGCGAGCGCUGCGGCACAACAACGAGCGGCGCGCGGCGCCCUCGGCGGCCGCCUGCUGCCGGAGGAGAUGGCGUACACGACCAUGGACUACGGGCCGCCCACGGCCAACACCAACACCCACGGCGGCAUGAUCCCGACGCCGGACCCCUCCUCGCCGCCGACGCACUGA